Molecule: messenger RNA, 740 nt
Organism: Exophiala aquamarina CBS 119918
Lineage: Eukaryota; Fungi; Ascomycota; Eurotiomycetes; Chaetothyriales; Herpotrichiellaceae
Exons: 3
Molecular function (GO): oxidoreductase activity, acting on NAD(P)H
Source: RefSeq, a predicted model, not a curated record
GCAGGUCCAAAGAAAGGUCUCGGUGCAUAUUCCCGUUACACGCUAGCGGACGAGAAGAUUGCGUUCAAGCUGCCAGCGGCAAUUACUGCUCCUGCCGCAUCCACCAUUCCUCUCGCAGCAGCAACGGCCUGGUUGGCUUUAUUCUCUGAGAGCUGUUUGAAGAUCGCACGUGGUGACAAACAAACUGUCUUGAUAUGGGGAGGUAGCUCCAGUGUUGGCCAAGAUGCGAUCCAGUUAGUCCACGAUAUACUCCUUUGAUAACAUCACAACCUGCAGUCCUAGAAACUUUGGACUUGUCGAGAGACCUGCUGCCCCUCAUGUCUUGGAUUAUAGCUCUCCUGAUGUUGCAGAUCUUAUCCGCCAAACAGUGCCUAACUUGGAAUACGUCUUUAAAACUAUCGGAAAUAAGAAGUCCUCAACGACAGCUGCUCAAUAGGCACAGCAUGACGCUACACUGUGUACAGUGCGUCCAGGUAAAUCCAACACAAAGUCAGUCCCUAAAUCCCUAAAAAUUGCAGUGUGUGGACAGCGUUCUUGAAGGAUUGUUUACUAUGGAAAGUUCCACUGGCCGCCCUCCAAAGCAGACCAUGAAUUGGCGAGUGAAUCGUUCGAAAAUCUGCCUCAAUGGAUUGGGGAAGACAAGGUCAAGCCCAAUCUUGAAUGGUUUUGAAUCAAUUCCAAAGGGCUUUCAGAUGCACCACAAUGGCAAAAUUUCGGCCAAAAAGAUAGUCUACGAGCUU